AUGGUGCCCGUGGAGGUGUGCCCAAGCUCAACACGAUAUUUAUUUCUGGGUGAGGCAGAUCUUGAUCGUCCACAGAGAGUAUUCACCUGGCCCGUGAUUUUUCUCCGCUCUGGAGUGGCCGACCCGGCUUUUCUUGCAAUUUUGGUCGGUAUGAACAAGAGAGGAUGUUGUGAGGUCGAAGUUCAUAGGACCCAGUCCGUACAGCUUACGGAUCACGUUACCAAUGCCACGAUCUGUGGUCACAUGAUCAUUAUAUCAGCUACCGGGGAUCUCGCUGUUGGCUAUGUCCUGGCUAUCGUUGUCCACUUGAUGGUCAUUCGAUCCCCAUAA
This is a messenger RNA of Monascus purpureus, 330 nucleotides long. The record is from the annotation of a GenBank genome assembly. NCBI's taxonomy places the organism in Eukaryota, Fungi, Ascomycota, Eurotiomycetes, Eurotiales, Aspergillaceae.